AUGGAGGACAGCGUGGUAGCUCAGUUCACCGAGAUUACGGGCUCGACGCCUGAGACGGCAACACAGUACUUGCAACUCACCGAAUUCAACAUUGAGCAAGCGAUGCAACUGUUUUUCGAGAAUGGAGGAGCCCCAUUGACCGAAGCGCCUGCUCAACCAGCAAGCAACCCCGCAUACGAAGAUGAAUCAGGCGUCGUCCAUAUCGAUUCCGACUCCGAUGACGACAGUCGGCCGGCUCAAUCUGCGCAACCAGCGGGCACGACAUUUGAUGACGAUGCUGCAAUGGCCCGUCGCCUACAAGAGGAAAUGUACGGUGCUGGAGGCCCAACCCACAAUGAUGAUUAUGAGGAUGAAGUACGGGCGCCUAUGGCUCGCACCACCGAGACCUUGGUGGGGCCGGACCUUGAUUUCCACGAUGGCAUGCAUUCGAAUAUUUUGGGCCAUUUACGUGCUGGACGAGGUGGACGAGGUGGCCGACCUGGCAUCUUCAACCAACAAGAUUCGGCAUCCAUCUGGAAUGGCAGCUCGUCGACCCACCAAGAACAAUUAUCGCAAGCGACCGGUGGCGCAUCGGAAGCUUCGUCCAAAUCUAACAUGCUCGCUGAAAUGUAUCGACCCCCCUUCGAGAUCAUGUCUCGCUUACCUUGGGAUGUGGCUCGCCAAGAAGGUCGGGACAAUGAGAAGUGGCUGUUGGUUAACAUCCAGGACCAAUCCAUCUUUGACUGUCAGGUAUUAAAUCGUGAUCUUUGGAAAGACAAGGGUAUCCAGGAAACGAUCAAAGAACAUUUCAUCUUCCUACAGUUCUCCAAGGAUGAUCCUCGAGCUGCACCAUACCUCCAAUACUACUUCCAAGCUAGCGACGUUUCCGAUAAUUACCCUCAUAUUGCCAUUGUCGAUCCUCGAACCGGCGAGAAAGUCAAGGCUUGGACGGGACAGCCUGUUGUCAAGGCCCCGGAGUUCCUUAUGCAACUUCAUGAGUUCCUUGAUCGUUACAGCUUGAACCUCAACGUUCGCAAUCCGGUGGCGAAGAGGAAAUCUGAAAAGCCAGAGAAAACAGUGGAUGCCAUGACAGAGGAAGAGAUGUUGGACAUGGCGAUGAGGAACAGUCUUGGUGCAGGAGGAGAGUCCUCGGCCCCGAAGCCAGAUGACCCAGACGACUUGACCCGCAGCACGGGGGACAUCAAAGGCAAGGGCAAGGCUGCAGAGGAUGAUGAGAUGGACGAAGCUGGACCCGUUGAAGAGGCCGAAAGCUCUGUGUUUUCCUCUAUUCCAAGCGACCAGCCACACAUUGAACCAGCUGCCGACCCAGCCACAACCACUCGUAUCCAAUUCCGUCACCCAGCCGGCCGUGUUAUUCGGCGUUUUGCGCUAUCAGACCCUGUCCAGCGGAUCUACGAGUGGCUAAAGGCAGAGCCUCCUGUGGAGGACAAGGCUGGAGUGGAGUUUGAGCUGAACUCCUUGGGAAGCAACUUAAUAGAAUCACUGCAAACAAGCAUUGAAAGUGCGGGGCUAAAGAACGGAACUGUCAACAUUGGGUACCUCGAGGAAUAA
Messenger RNA from Penicillium longicatenatum, 1551 nucleotides. RefSeq names its product DNA-protein crosslink repair co-factor UBX5. The coding region runs from base 1 to 1551 and encodes 516 amino acids. Lineage: Eukaryota; Fungi; Ascomycota; Eurotiomycetes; Eurotiales; Aspergillaceae. Gene Ontology annotation, biological process: proteasome-mediated ubiquitin-dependent protein catabolic process. The record is from RefSeq and is a predicted model, not a curated record. The transcript is spliced from 2 exons. Gene Ontology annotation, molecular function: ubiquitin binding. Gene Ontology annotation, cellular component: nucleus.